Messenger RNA from Ochotona curzoniae (black-lipped pika), 3148 nucleotides. It is a transcript of the gene UCHL5, whose product is annotated as ubiquitin C-terminal hydrolase L5. Gene Ontology annotation, molecular function: proteasome binding; cysteine-type deubiquitinase activity. The transcript has 11 exons. NCBI's taxonomy places the organism in Eukaryota, Metazoa, Chordata, Mammalia, Lagomorpha, Ochotonidae. The record is from RefSeq and is a predicted model, not a curated record. The coding region runs from base 90 to 1079 and encodes 329 amino acids. Gene Ontology annotation, biological process: ubiquitin-dependent protein catabolic process; protein deubiquitination. Gene Ontology annotation, cellular component: cytoplasm; Ino80 complex.
UGAGCGGCGCGGCGGCGGGCUGGCGAGGCGUCGGGCCGGUGGCCGCUGGACUCGCGGGGGGAUCCGGGCGGCUGUGUGCGGCUGCGGCCAUGACGGGCAACGCCGGGGAAUGGUGCCUCAUGGAGAGCGACCCCGGGGUCUUCACGGAGCUCAUCAAAGGGUUCGGUUGCCGAGGAGCCCAAGUAGAAGAAAUAUGGAGUUUAGAGCCUGAGAGUUUUGAAAAAUUAAAGCCAGUUCAUGGGUUAAUUUUUCUGUUCAAGUGGCAGCCGGGAGAGGAACCAGCAGGCUCUGUGGUUCAGGACUCGAGAUUGGACACGAUCUUUUUUGCCAAGCAGGUGAUCAAUAAUGCGUGUGCUACACAAGCCAUAGUAAGUGUGUUGCUGAACUGCACCCAUCAGGAUGUCCACCUGGGAGAGACGCUGUCCGAGUUCAAAGAAUUUUCACAGAGUUUUGAUGCGGCCAUGAAAGGCUUGGCCCUGAGCAAUUCGGACGUGAUCCGGCAAGUCCACAACAGCUUCGCCAGACAGCAGAUGUUUGAGUUUGAUGCAAAGACGUCAGCCAAAGAAGAAGAUGCGUUUCACUUUGUCAGUUACGUUCCUGUCAAUGGACGGCUAUAUGAAUUGGAUGGAUUAAGAGAAGGACCGAUAGAUUUAGGUGCAUGCAAUCAAGAUGACUGGAUCAGUGCAGUAAGACCAGUCAUAGAAAAAAGGAUACAAAAGUACAGUGAAGGUGAAAUUCGAUUUAACUUGAUGGCCAUUGUGUCUGACAGAAAAAUGAUAUACGAACAGAAGAUAGCAGAGUUACAGAGACAGCUGGCGGAGGAGGAACCCAUGGAUACAGAUCAGGGCAGUAAUAUGUUGAGCGCCAUCCAAUCAGAAGUUGCCAAAAACCAGAUGCUAAUUGAAGAAGAAGUUCAGAAAUUAAAAAGAUACAAGAUUGAAAACAUCAGAAGGAAGCAUAAUUAUCUGCCUUUUAUCAUGGAACUGCUGAAGACCUUGGCGGAGCAUCAACAGCUAAUCCCGCUGGUGGAGAAGGCAAAAGAAAAACAGAAUGCAAAGAAAGCUCAGGAAACGAAGUGAAGAUGGCCCUUUGGCUGCGUCUGCCUUUCUGCUUCUGCACUGCUGUUCAUGGAGACCAUUGGGUGUAACAGACUUUGAACAGCCUCCUGCUCGGCUCGGUGCACGUGUGGCCUAGUGCCCGUCUGUGUUGUCUUUAAUGCAUGGAUCCUUAAGCUUUUCCCCUAGCUGCAUCAUGUGCAUGUAGUGCAUAUUUAAUAAAAGUCAUAAUAAGAAUGCUUGCCCAGAUGCCCAAAUUCCGUUAUUUGACACUGGAUUUGAGAACUGCUGGUGACUCUGAACAUGUAUGGUGCCAUGAUGAACUUAGAAGAUGCACAAAUGAUAUUCUGUACCUGCAACUUAUAAUUUUCUGAUCUUCAUAUUCAGUUGCAUAGUACAGUUUACAAAUUGCAGAUCUCAACUAAGCUGAUUUCUCAUCAUUAAUAGGAAAAAAAAUCACUAUUUCUGUCUUUGAUAUGAGUGAUUUGAGGACUUUAAAACUGAAUUUUGUCUCUUAUACCAACUGUUUGAGAAAAGUUUGAUUUUUAAGGCAGAUAAUUUGAAAUGAACAGAAGUAUAAUUUGCAUCAGAAUUUUAUUAAACAUUCUUUAGGUGUUUGGGAUUAUUCAUUUAAAUAUUGUAUUAUUUUAGGAAAUGUCACAGUAUUGUGUUUCAAAGCAAAAUUUCAAAUUAAGUUGUAAAUCUUGAUGUAUUUUGAUGUUAUUUUCAGUUUGUCAACUUUUUCAAGCUGUCAGCCUGUAUAUUGAAAAUGGUUACAGUUCCGGUUACCUUCUGAAGCAGUGACGGUGGGGCAGUAAGCCCUCUGUGCCAACUGAACAAAACUAGUACAGCCUGCAGUUUUUUAGAGGCAUGCACGAUUUGCUUACAAUUGGUUAUUUUAAAUUAAAAAAAAUUGCUUUAGAGUUGCUUUGUUUUUUCUUACAGAAUAAUGCUGUACUAUAUUCUUAAUUCUGAUGUUUUCCAAGUUAAAAGGAAGUUUUAUAAAAGUUUUUAUAAGAAAAUCUACCUUUUUCUUUACAAGGCACAUAACUGAAGUUUAUUCAUGACUUUUUAAGCAUCUAUUAUUUAUUAUAAAAAGAUUUCACAUAAUUUAUUUUAUUAGAGAAAACUGUGCCCAUCUUUUAGCUUCAACAUGUGAAUUUUGAAAUUUGCUCAUGGUAUUAUUAGAUGACUUUAAUGAAGGGAAAGUUGGGACAUUGAAUAGAAAAUGAAUGAAUUAUUUUUCAUACAUAAUUUCAGUUGGUAAUAAAGAGUAAUGUAUAAUUUUCAGCUAUUUAUGGGAAAAUAUAUUUUGUUUGUGAUGCAGUAGUAAUUAUGGAAUGUUUUAAAGGUCUAACACAACUUUUAAAAUAUCAUCCUGAGGUGUGUUUUAGGCUCCUCUUGAUCUCAUUAGUUUAUUUCAGAUUGAGUUAUGUAUCUUAUUGACGCCAAGUAAGGAUUACUGUAGUAAGAAAUAUGCAUUAAUCAAUACGAUGUUAUUGGCGUAAGGAUGAACUGAUUAAAUCCGUGGAUUCGGAGAGAGCCUAGACACAGACACACAGUAGGCCAGCACUCGAUUCUCAGCAAAGGCGGCAGAGCAGUCCGACAGGAAGGAAAUCCUUUUCAAAGAAUAGAAGAGCUGAAUAUUCAACCUAUGUGAAUCAAUGAACAUGACCCCCACCUCACAAAAAUUAAUUGUAGUUGCUUCAUAGACCUAAAUGUACCUACUAAAACGUGUAACUCCUUUCACACAUGGGUAAGUAGCUUUGUGACUAGGGAUAGCCCCGUGUUUCUUAGGUCACAAGAAUAACCCCAAGAGUUCUAAAAUUAGAAUUCAUUACAUUUUAAAACUUGUCAGUGAAAGACACUGUUAACAAGAGUAAUUAUCAAAUAGUAUUUUAAAAAUAACUUUAUAAAGCUAUUAUGUUCAUAGACAUAGAGAUCUUUGUUUAUUAAUCUAAUUCUAAUAAAAUUCCUUGAUAUGAAUUUCCAUAGCUUUAGAAUGGCUUAUUUCAUUUUCCUCUUCUUUGAUGAUUGCAAAUGCAUUGUGACACUUCAUGAUUAUUUUCUGCCUGUAAAUAAAACGUAUGACA